AGUUGACGACCCUGUGCGGCAGUCGCGACAAUAUUUAAAUGUUUGGGUUACUCUCGAAGCGGCUCAACAGAGAGGAAAGCGACUCACCGCUUCAGGAACGGUACUCGGCGUAUGAGACUCCAAGUGGGAGACGCAGUUCGAGUGCCGUGCAGACUCCUACCUAUGAUAUAGACACAUCGCCCGAGUUUCCAGAUCCUCAUAGGAUACCCAAGGUGAAACGGAAAGUGAUGGAGAGAAAGUUCAGGAUCUCACCGGCAACUUUGAGAAACGAACUUGAAAACAAUGACGUUUAUAAUAACAACUACCUGGAGACAGUCCUCCUGGAUGAGUUCUUAACGAACCUGGUUAUGAAGGAGUACGUGUGGCAACUUAACAGACAGGACAUCAAAUGUUUCAAUAAUGAGGUGAUUGGAAACAUAAAAGCGACGGUGGGAGAGAAACUGCCCACGAAGAUCAACAGGGAGAUCCUAAUCCGCUCUAUACCUGCGGAGAACAACUACCUUGUGAGGAUUGGACACCGCAUUCCUUCUGCAGACUUCCUGAAGUUGUGGAGGAACUACGACACAGAUCACUCGGGAUACCUGGAGAUCAAAGAGCUUCAGUUUCUUGUGCACGACUUUGCUCAGCUAGUAGGAGAAGACGUAUCGGGCGAGGAUCUGAACAAGGCGCUGAAUAGCCUAAUGAGUGAGUUUGAUGUUAACAAGGACGGUAGACUCGAGCUUGAGGAGCUGUCCCAUCUCAUGAGUGUGGAGGAUAACUUUAUGAAGGCUUUUUGUAGCAGACAGUACCUGACAAGAAAAGACUUUGACAGGAUAUUUGCUCACUACGACACGGACUCGACCGGAUACCUGGACAAGGAGGAAGUAAUGGCCCUUCUGAACGAUAUCCUCAAGUACCACGAGUCAUCUGACGCACAUAUUCCUGUACCAGUUCUAAAGGAGGUUUACAAGGAAGUAAUGAAAGCGUGCGAUACCAACAACAGUAACACAAUACAGAAAUGUGAGCUCGCUCUGCUCUUGACUUCUGUUUAGGGAUAAAGCUCGGAGACCCAUCGUACGGACACCAUUAAAGCUCAUACUUCAGAUUCAGGCGAGAUAAAGAUUAAAAAUGGACACUAUUAAAUCUCAAACUUCAGAUUCAGAGGGAUUCUAAAGAUAAGGGGAGAUAAAGAUUAAAAAUGGCCUCCUUAUGUUCAAUUUUAAUUCAUUUUCUCACUACUCAAAACUGUUUUUUUGAUAAUAACCACGAUUUUGUUACGAAUAAUAAGUGAAAACUUGUAAAUUUUAAUGUAACGUCAGAGAUGUGGGAUGAUCCUUCACAUUAAAGUCGUUUUUGAAUUGAGACUAUUUGUUUAAGAUGGCUUAUCUCAAGAACAUAUUUUCAAUUGACCAGUUUUGUUUUGUUAUUUACAAGUUAUGAAUUAUUU
Molecule: messenger RNA, 1426 nt
Organism: Bolinopsis microptera
Lineage: Eukaryota; Metazoa; Ctenophora; Tentaculata; Lobata; Bolinopsidae
Product: calbindin-like
Exons: 8
Coding region: 39-1031 (330 amino acids)
Biological process (GO): regulation of cytosolic calcium ion concentration
Cellular component (GO): nucleus; neuron projection; cytosol
Molecular function (GO): calcium ion binding
Source: RefSeq, a predicted model, not a curated record